Molecule: messenger RNA, 951 nt
Organism: Psammomys obesus (fat sand rat)
Lineage: Eukaryota; Metazoa; Chordata; Mammalia; Rodentia; Muridae
Gene: Lrrc52
Product: leucine rich repeat containing 52
Exons: 2
Coding region: 1-951 (316 amino acids)
Cellular component (GO): voltage-gated potassium channel complex
Molecular function (GO): transmembrane transporter binding; potassium channel activator activity; voltage-gated potassium channel activity
Source: RefSeq, a predicted model, not a curated record
AUGUUCCUUGCUUCAGACCCUGGCCCCCAGUUGUUACUACUCUUUUCUUUUGGAAUGGGGAUGGCAGCAGGGUCCAAGUGUCCACAAAGUUGUCUGUGUCAAGACCAAGAAGUAGCCUGCACAGAUUUGGAGCUAACAGAAUACCCCAAUGACAUUCCUCUGAACACCCGGAGGCUAUUCUUGAAUAAUAACAAAAUCACUAGUUUACCAGCUUUGCAACUAGGAUUUCUCAGUGACCUUGUUUACUUGGACUGUCAGAAGAACCGGAUUCGAGAGGUGAUGGAUUACACUUUCAUCGGGGUCUUCAAACUCAUCUACCUUGACCUCAGCUCCAACAACCUAACUUUCAUCUCCCCAAACAGUUUCUCAGUGCUUGGUAACCUGGUGCGGCUGAACAUUUCAAACAACCCUUACCUGUUGUAUCUUGACAAAUACACCUUUGCCAACACCAGCUCUUUGAGGUACCUGGACCUCAGAAAUACCGGAUUGCAGACGAUCGACGAAGAUGCUUUCCAACACCUGGUGGUGCUAAACACGAUGUAUCUAAGUGGAAACCCCUGGAACUGCAACUGUUCUUUCCUGGACUUCGCCAUCCACUUAUUAGUGUCCCAGAUGGAAACACCAGAUGGUCAGAUCGCCAUGUGCACAGAGCCCACUGAGCUGAGGGGUUGGCCCAUCACGCGGGUGGGGAACCCACUCCAGUACAUGUGCAUCACACACCUGGACAGCCACGACUACAUCUUCCUACUCCUCAUCGGCUUCUGCAUCUUCGCCGCGGGCACUGUGGCCGCCUGGCUCACCGGGGUGUGUGCGGUGCUCUACCAGAAUGCCCACCGGAAGUCCAGUGGGGAUGAGGAGUCCCCACUGUCCGAGGAGGAGAAUAGGUUCGCCAACCAGAUUUUUCGAAGCCACACUAACUUCAGACAGGGUCGUUUCCCUCAGCUGAUCUAG